Molecule: messenger RNA, 2316 nt
Organism: Uncinocarpus reesii 1704
Lineage: Eukaryota; Fungi; Ascomycota; Eurotiomycetes; Onygenales; Onygenaceae
Exons: 2
Coding region: 1-2316 (771 amino acids)
Source: RefSeq, a predicted model, not a curated record
AUGGAUCCAGGAAACAGGCCGCAGCUUGUUCAUACUCCGUCCCAGCAGUCCAUUGCGGCCUCCUCCGACUAUUAUUCUCUCUCCAAUGUUACUGUCAGCUCUGAGCGCAGCAAGAUCACCGUAGUGCGAUACCAGACCCCUCCGUCAAGACCCGCUUCUCCGUCAGAAACGAUGCUACGCGAUGAUUCUACGGGGCAAGUUAAGGAACCGUCGAACUCGCACCGUAACCCGUCGCAAACUGGCGCCCGAACGGAUACGGGGACUCCCUCCGCUAUCCUUGAUGACACCCCAUACAUCCGCUUUGCGAUCGACCAAUUGACCCGCGAUGAAGAGCUCCGGGGCCAGGGGCGCCAGGGCACUAUUGUUGCCACAGACGAUUAUCCCGUUGAACGUAUCAUCCCCGGCGAGGGGUUGGGAUACUAUAGCCCCGUGAGGAAGCAGGACGAAGAACAGCAAUUACAGCCGGAAACAGUCGUUGGAGAAGAUCAUCCCGAACUUUUCAUUCCACUAGACCCCCCGCGGGACGGAUAUCGGUACCCUCCGCUCAAUGCUGUGCCUCUCGUACUUCGCCCGUUGCUCCUUGGUCCUCUUAUCGUAUUAUGCGUGUGUAUGGUCGCUGCAUUAAUCUUCUGUGGCACAUGGUCACAAAAGUACCUUGGGUUGUGGGAGUAUGACGGCUUUGACGGGCCAAAAUAUUUUGUUUUCAGGUUUUUACCACCGCUACUCGCAGUUUCGAUCAUCUUGUGGGUCAACGUCGUCCAGGCCGCCAUAUAUCGGGUCUCCCCCUUCUCCGUCCUCUCUCGAACAACCAACCGACGACGAGCGCUGCAAGGUUUGCCAAUGGUACCACAGAAUUUUCUUCUCCCCGAUAUGUCACAUUUUCAACACGGGGAAGCACUGAUUGGGCGCUUGCCUUUGUAUUAUUUGGGUUACGAGCUUGAUCAUUAUUCCCGCUCCAGAGCUGUCUUUUCGUACCGAAGUGGUACAUUAUUGCCGAGGAAAGGUAGAUUUGAAUGGACUACUGUCCGCCCUGUCGCCUGGGGUCCUUGUUUCGUUUUACUUGCUGCUUGCUGUCGCUUUGGCUGCAGUUCUCGUUCGGUUCAAUUCGGGACUUACCGGCUGCAAUGGGACCCGGUCUGCCUCGCCGAUAUCAUUCCAUUGAUCCAGAAGUCCAAUCUCCUAGAUGAUUUUGAUCAAACGGAAAUAGCCGACAAAGUACGGGACCGUCUCCCUUCACGGCCAAUCCGGUUAGGCUACUGGAAAACUUCUACUCAGCCGGAAAUAUUUUAUGCCCUUGGAGAAGCAAAUGGACCAGUGAAACGUCUGGCGGAACAGACUGAUCGCCUGAAGGAAAAACCCAAUGACAGAGGAACUGCCUCCGAAGAGGUCGAUGUCGAGCGGCAACAGCUGAACUUGAAAAGCUCUUUUGAGAGGAACCUCCACUCUCCCUUUGUCAGAUUUCGGUGGGCUCCUUGGUUCCUGAAGGACACCUUCAUUGUGGCCUGGAUUGUGAUCGCGCUUGUUCUCUUCGUCGGUUUUAUCGUCGUCAGUUUUGUUAAGAAACCUAUUCGCAAUGGUUUCCUUCCCCUGCUCCCGACUCUCCCGUCGCCCUCGGGCUUUUCACCAUCCAACUUCCUCUACAGCUUCAUUCCUGCCCUCAUUGGAACCCUACUCUUUCUUGCUUGGCAGCCUCUGGACGUUUAUUUCCGCACCAUUCAGCCAUUCGCGUCACUGUCUUCUCCCGACGGGACUUCCGCUGAUUCAAGCCUUCUCUUGAAAUACAAUUCCUGCCUACCGUUCGAAGUCACCAUCCUCGCUCUGACCAAUCGCCAUUACAAAGUGGCGUAUAUCUCUCUUGUUAGUUUGAUUUCCUUGACUUUGCCUGUCCUUGCGGGCGGCAUGUUCAUGGCUCGCUGGUAUGCUGCGGAAAGCGAAAUCCGGAUCUCAACACACCAACCCGCGUUUUAUACCCUCAUCGCAUUUGUAGCAGUCUAUGCUUUGUCCUUCUUCGCCCUUUGGCCGCGUCGGAAAAGAUAUCUCCCACAUAGCGUCUCCACCUACGCGGACGUGAUUAGCUUCCUAUACCAGAGCCCCCUUCUUUCAGAUAAGAUAUUCCGUGAACCUAAAUCCAAGACGGACCUGGUCACGCGGGCGAUCAUAGCGCCGCCGGGGGAGGGGUUGCAAGCGCUUUAUGCAUUUGGUAUUUACCACGGACUGGAUGGAAAAGAGCACCUGGGAAUCGAUAGGCUGAGGAGACCAGAGAGAGGAGACAUGUUAGUUUCCCCUCCUCCAGGAGGGAGACCUUUUUCCAUAUAA